GAUGUGAUGAUGAGGAAGAAAUCGGCUCUAAUGAUGGACAGUCGGUACUCUACGAUGAUAGAGAAUGCCUAUUACUACAGUAAUCCUCCAGACACGCCGCAAGUUGUUCGGAAAGUACGACCACCAAUGCAUGAGUAUAUCAGGAAACUUUUAUAUAAAGAUCUGUCUAAAGUCACCACAGAAAAGGUUCUGCGUCAAAUCAGGAAACUAAACUGGGAUGAUCCAGAGAUAGCCUUUUAUACGACCAAGUGCCUCAUUGCAGUGUGGAAUAUCAGGUUUAACUCUGUUCAUUGUGCCGCCAAUCUGCUAGCUGGUAUAGCUCCAUAUCAUGAGACAGUAGCAAUACAGGUUGUUGAUGGGGUUCUUGAAGAUAUAAGACUUGGGAUGGAGAUCAACCAUCCCAAGUAUAACCAGAGAAGAGUUAGCUGUGCUAAAUACCUUGGUGAAUUAUACAACUACAGAAUGGUGGAAUCUGCUGUCAUUUUCAAAACACUUUAUUCAUUCAUUACAUUUGGUGUUUCUAAUCAAG
Messenger RNA from Ruditapes philippinarum (Manila clam), 529 nucleotides. RefSeq names its product regulator of nonsense transcripts 2-like. Lineage: Eukaryota; Metazoa; Mollusca; Bivalvia; Venerida; Veneridae. Gene Ontology annotation, biological process: nuclear-transcribed mRNA catabolic process, nonsense-mediated decay. Gene Ontology annotation, molecular function: RNA binding; protein binding. The record is from RefSeq and is a predicted model, not a curated record. Gene Ontology annotation, cellular component: cytoplasm; exon-exon junction complex.